Moneuplotes crassus is the source of this 1566-nucleotide messenger RNA. The record is from the annotation of a GenBank genome assembly. Lineage: Eukaryota; Ciliophora; Spirotrichea; Euplotida; Euplotidae.
UUGAAAUCAGAGAUGGAACAACAAAAAUCAGGAAUUUUUGUAACUGCCUUGAGAAGAUUGGGCUUGCUUAGGAGACAAAUUAUUAAGCCAGAAGAAGUUGACGUGAAGAAAAAGAAAGUGUGUAUUAUUGGUGCAGGACCAGUUGGACUAGCAGCAACAAGACACUUUAAAAGAUAUCAUGAUGUCGAUACCUAUGAAGCUAGAGAUAAAGUCGGAGGAUUAUGGUACUAUGACCCAAUCUCCGAGCUUACUCAUCCUAAUCUCCAAGAAGACGAAUACUACAAGUUCACCGGCUAUCUCCACCCCUCAAUCUACGAAAACAUGACUGCAAAUCUCCCCAAAUACCUAAUGCAACUAAAAGAUUUCCCCCACAAAGAAGACACCAAGACAAUGAUGGAGCCUAAUGACUACCUAAACUACCUCACCUCCUACUAUACCCACUUCAAUCUCUCCUCAAACAUCCACUUAAACACUCUUGUCCUCAAAAUCCGACCUUUAGCCAAAAUAGACCCAUCAUCCUCGCCUCCUCUCUCUGAGGUUCAGAAAAGCAGGCAAUUCUUGGUUAUGACCAAGAACACCUUGACCAAAGCAAUAGGAUAUGAGACUUAUGACCAUAUUGUGUGUGCUCAAGGAAGAAAUAGCAGAAAGUUUAUACCUAAGAUAUCAGGCCAGGAGAGUUGGGACGGACUUCAGUUACACAUGCAUGAGUUUAGGAAGAUCGAUUAUGAUUUAUACAAGGAUAAAAUCAUUUUGAUCAUGGGAACAAAUAUUUCAGCGUAUGAUUAUGUGUAUCAUGUUCUAAUGAGUCCUUGGAAAGCAGAUCCGAAGAAGAUAUAUAUCACUGGAACUACUAUGGGGCUUAUAAAACAGUCUUCAGAUCUUAACCCCUAUGUAGAGAGUGGAAAGAUAGAGUUUCUUACUGAGUUGCCUGUAGAAUUUUUGCCUGAUAAAGAAAUUAAGCUUGAAAAUGGCAGAAAGAUAUACUUGGAUAUUUUAAUGUAUGCAACAGGUUAUAAGUUUAAUUUCCCAUUUUUAUGCAAAGAAGAUCAAAUUUUGGAUUAUUCAGAAGAAGAGGGAAGAUUCAUUUACCCUGGGUAUAAGCGAAUCCUAUCUGCAAGAUACCCAAACUUCUCUUUUUGAGGAAUGGUAACUGGAUCUCCCUUUCCUCUAGCUGGGGUAGAGCGUCAGAUACUAUUCUCUCUUAGUGUAUGUAACGAUUGGGUAAAUUUACCAUCGACAGAAGAGAUGAUUGAACAAUGUGAUCGAGAUAUUGAGUUAAAAGCAGUGUUUAUGAAGAAGAAAAAGGAUAAGGUUUUCAAAUUUGAUUACGUAAUUUUUGCUCCCAAACCCUACGCAGAAGAUCUAAGACAGAUGAUAAAUAGAUCAGGCAAGGUCUACUUCAAAGCAGAUACAGCCUUUGAUAUUUUCGAUGGAGUUGAACUUGUUUAUAUUGAGAAAUUUAUGAAAGGAGAUUACCUUUCAGCAAAACAGACUGAUUUUGAGCAAAUGUUCGAGAAAGAGAUUGCAAUAUUCAAGCAAAAGCCUCCUAGUGCAAAAUAUUUCUAA